Messenger RNA from Pomacea canaliculata, 2242 nucleotides. RefSeq names its product E3 SUMO-protein ligase PIAS2-like. The record is from RefSeq and is a predicted model, not a curated record. Lineage: Eukaryota; Metazoa; Mollusca; Gastropoda; Architaenioglossa; Ampullariidae. Gene Ontology annotation, biological process: protein sumoylation; regulation of transcription by RNA polymerase II. Gene Ontology annotation, molecular function: transcription coregulator activity; zinc ion binding; SUMO ligase activity. The transcript is spliced from 15 exons. The coding region runs from base 11 to 2038 and encodes 675 amino acids.
CACGUUGGAAAUGGCGGAUUCUGCGGACCUGAAGUAUUUGAUAGGCGAUCCUUUGCGUGAUUUCCAUAUGGUUAUGAGUUUCCGUGUAUCCGAACUGCAAGUACUGCUGGGAUUUGCAGGAAGAAAUAAGAGUGGUCGCAAGCAGGAGCUACUGCAACGAGCUUUACUCUUGGUUCAGAAGGGGUGUUCUAUGCCAGUGCAAAUCAAAAUCAGAGAACUCUAUAGAGCAGGUUCCAAGUUUGAGCUCCUGUGUUCUUGGAUUGAGAGUGAUGUCUCUUCGCCUAACUGGCUCAAGGGUGAAUCCUCUCCCGCACUUUUCAUAUUUACAAAUUUACGCAUCAACACAGAGAAGACGGUUCACUGGUUCUGGAAGCCCCCAGGUGUUAUGGUACCCACUGAGGGUAAUCAGCAGAUGGUCAGCCCAGGAAUGAGUCCUCUUGGACCACUAGACUUCAGUAAUAAAAACAUAGCUAGUGUCAGCCCAGUAUCGACAGGAAUUCCUGUGCAUCCUGAUGUACGCUUCAAACGACUGCCAUUUUAUGAUGUCCUUGGAGAGCUUCUCAAACCUACCAGUCUAAUGCCAAAGAGUACAAGCCGCUUUCAGGAAUCCGGUUUUGUAUUUCAUCUGACACCUCAGCAGGCACAAGAUAUUGCCAUGUCAAGAGAUUUUCGUCCUGGAGCCAAGUGUGAAUAUACUGUUCAGGUCCAGUUAAGGUUUUGCCUUCUUGAAACCAGCUGUGAACAAGAAGAUAACUUCCCCCCUAGCAUCUGUGUCCGGGUAAAUGGAAAGAUGACUGCAUUACCAAAUCCAAUUCCAACAUCAAAACCAGGUGUAGAGCCUAAACGUCCUGGUCGGCCUGUUGACAUAACCUCAUUAUGCAGAUUAUCUCCCACAGUUUCAAAUCAUUUGGAUGUAUCUUGGGCAUCAGAAUUUGGAAGAGGUUACUGUUUGGCUGUCUAUUUGGUCCGUCGUCUUUCUUCAGAUAUUUUACUUCAACGCCUGAAACAGUUUGGUAAUCGACACUCAGAUCACACCAGAGCCUUAAUAAAGGAAAAACUGGCACAUGAUCCAGAGAGUGAAGUUGCCACAACCAGUCUCAGAGUCUCCCUCAUGUGUCCGCUUGGCAAAAUGCGAAUGGUCAUACCUUGUCGUGCAAGUACUUGCACCCACUUACAGUGUUUUGAUGCUUCCACUUUUUUGCUGAUGAAUGAGAAAAAACCUACAUGGAUCUGUCCAGUCUGUGACAAACCUGCAACUUUCGAUAAACUGAUUAUUGAUGGAUAUUUUGUUGAGAUCUUUCGCCAGUCGCCAGAAACCAACGAGAUUGUUUUUCAUGAAGAUGGCAGCUGGACAACCUUGAAGCAGCAGAAAGAGACACAUGUGAUUGCUAGUCCAGUUGUGCUACCUGCUGCCAUAGUGACCCAGCCAGUCCCCCAGUCUAGCUCAUCUGGUUCAAAGCAGCAAGAUGUGAUUGAUUUGACCCUUGAUAGUUCUGAUGAAGAUGAUAUUCAAGGUCCCAGCACACCAGUCACCAUUACUCCAGGACCCAGUCAUGGUUCAGAUGCCAGUAACAGUAGCGGCUGUGUAAGUCCAGCUGUCAUCAACCUGGAUGCUCCAACACCCUCCCCAAUUGCAGUUUCCUGUCACUCCUUGUCAGCAAGUCCAGCAUCUAUGGUGAUCUCUUCAUCUCAUUCUGCAUCACAGUCACCGUUUUCCUCUCCUGGACCAUCUCCUGUACCAUCUACAUUGUCCUCGAUCCCUACUUUGACCUCAUCAGCUAUGGCAUCUACAUCAGGGGCUCCUCCUCCUGCUCACUCUUUACCACAGAGGCCACACUCAUCUCAUCGAAAUUCAUCAUCAUCAUCCUUUACUUCUGGUUCUUUAUUGGGAGCUCCGCCACCACUGACCACACCCACAGGACUGUUGGUGCCAGGAUCAGGAGCAUCAUCUCAUUUGCCCAUUGGCCCAAUCAAUCUGGAGGCUCUUUCUGAACAAGAGUUUGAGGAAUUCCUUCAUGGCCUCUCCUGGGGUGUUUGACAAACCUGACAAUAAGUGUGGCACUUCUUGUGUAGAUGGAAGUCUAUUUCAGGGACAUUAUGAACAAAUAAUUUAAUGCAAUGAGAAUGAGAGAAUAAAAUAGGUAUUAUUGACCAAGAUAUUGUAUAACUUGUGAACAGUGGUCAUCACAAAAUUCCUGUACAAAAUAGCCUGCAUGACAAUAAAGCCUUUGUGUCAGUUGCA